AUGGAUCCACGCCUUCCAUACCACCAGAGACCAAAGCCGGCCCUCGUCGACGAGGUGAAUAUCGACGAAUCGGUCCGGAAAGAUAUGAAAGGGAUCGACCCGGCAAUCACAUCCCACGAGCUAAACGUGGACUCUACCUACAAACCCAUGAGACAGAAAAGACGCAAGCUCGGCGCCGAUAAAGCUCAAGCAGUCAAUGAAGAAGUGGAAAAGCUACUUAGAGCCGGAUCGAUCACUGAAGUAAAAUACCCCGAAUGGCUAGCAAAUCCAGUCGUCGUCAAAAAGAAAAACGGAAAGUGGAGAGUCUGCGUCGAUUUCACAGACCUGAAUAAAGCAUGCCCAAAGGAUAGCUUCCCUUUACCGCAUAUCGAUCGCCUCGUCGAGGCCACGGCAGGGAAUGAAUUACUAUCCUUCAUGGACGCCUUUUCAGGAUACAAUCAGAUCUUCAUGCAUCCCGAUGAUCGCGAGAAGACGGCAUUCAUUACCGAUCGUGGCACCUAUUGCUAUAAAGUGAUGCCUUCGGCCUGA
Molecule: messenger RNA, 528 nt
Organism: Microthlaspi erraticum
Lineage: Eukaryota; Viridiplantae; Streptophyta; Magnoliopsida; Brassicales; Brassicaceae
Source: the annotation of a GenBank genome assembly